GCCGAGGUUUGCUGAAGGGGGUUCUGUUCUUUUCCUUUCCGUUCCUUCCGAUUUUCUUUCCUUUUCUUCUCUGGGAGCCCCGUCUGUCUUCGCCGCCGCCAUGCCGGCUAGAGUCGAAGUCGGCUUCGCAAACGACUCGUCACGGCUUUGAAGGCAACAGAGGAGGACGCGCAUUCUGCAUGUCUGAGCAAUUUUGAAAAGACUUGCAUCCAUGGAAGGGGUUCAAGACUUAACAGAACAGCCUAUGAAAAAAGCCAAGAUGCAGGAAUCGGGCGAACAGCUGUUAAGCCAAGUGAACAGCACCGACAGUAGUGAUCAGAAACCCGAAUCCUCAAGCCUUGGUUCAAACUUGACCAUGUCAAAUGAAAUUAUGCCAUGCACUGACUACAUCUCAAGGUCAUCGAAUGAAUAUACCUCACAGAUGUAUUCUGCAAAGCCCUAUGCACAUGUUCUUUCUGUACCCGUAUCUGAAACGAUGGCCUCUUAUUCUGGCCAGACUCAGUACCAAGCACUACAGCAGUCACAGACUUAUGCUGUUUAUCCUCAGACAACCCAAGCCUAUGGACUACCUCCUUUCGGUGCACUGUGGCCAGGUAUGAAACCUGAGAGUGGUUUAAUUCAGACUCCAUCUCCAAGUCAGCACAGUGUUCUUACCUGCACUACAGGGUUAACCACAAGCCAAUCGAGCCCAGCACAUUAUUCUUAUCCUAUUCAAGCUUCAAGUACCAAUGCCAACUCCAUUUCCACCUCCUCAGCUGCUGUCAAUAUUUCAUCCUCAGCAGUAGCCAGCAUCUCUCAGCAGGAGUAUCCUACAUACACAAUCCUUGGCCAAAGUCAAUACCAGCCAUAUUAUCCAAGUUCAAGCUUUGGAGUUAUAGCACCAGCAGACAGCAGCACAGAGACCACCACGUUAGCAACUACCACAUAUCCUUCUGAAAAACCAAAUGCCAUGGUGCCUACUCAGACGGAGCAGAGACAUUCCUCUGGUGACCCAUCCGCAAACCUGCCGUUACCGAGAGCGGCAGCAAGUAAAGACGUAGACGAGCAGACCCGGAAAAAUGUGACUGGGAAAAACAGAGGCAAGAGGAAAGCAGACUCUUCUUCACCGCAGGACAAUGAACUUGAACGAGUGUUCCUGUGGGACUUGGAUGAGACCAUCAUAAUAUUUCAUUCUCUUCUCACGGGAUCGUAUGCCCAGAAAUAUGGGAAGGAUCCGACUCUAGUGAUUGGCUCUGGAUUGACUAUGGAAGAAAUGAUUUUUGAAGUGGCCGAUACACAUUUAUUUUUCAACGACUUAGAGGAGUGUGACCAAGUUCAUGUGGAAGAUGUUGCGUCGGAUGACAAUGGGCAGGAUUUAAGCAACUACAAUUUUUCCACGGACGGUUUCAGUGGCUCAGGAAACAAUGCCAAUCAUGCUUCAGCAGGUGUCCAGGGAGGAGUGGACUGGAUGAGGAAGCUGGCUUUCCGCUACCGGAAGGUGCGCGAGGUCUACGAGAAAUACAAAAGCAACGUAGUAGCCCUCCUCAGCCCAGAGAAGAAGGAAGCUUUACAGAGAUUAAGGGAAGACAUAGAAAUGUUAACAGAUUCUUGGUUGGGAACGGCACUCAAAUCCCUGCUGCUCAUUCAGUCCAGAAAGAAUUGCGUGAAUGUUCUGAUAACGACCACUCAGCUUGUGCCGGCUCUGGCCAAGGUUCUGCUGUACGGACUAGGUGAAGUGUUCCCAAUCGAAAAUAUUUAUAGUGCGACAAAAAUAGGCAAAGAGAGCUGCUUUGAAAGGAUUGUCUCUCGGUUUGGGAAGAAGGUGACGUACGUGGUGAUUGGAGAUGGGCGUGAUGAAGAGAUGGCAGCCAAGCAGCACAACAUGCCCUUUUGGAGAAUCACGAAUCACGCUGAUCUGGUGUCUCUCCACCAGGCUCUCGAACUAGACUUUCUGUGAGUUGCUGAGCAAAAGGCCGUUCCGCCGGGCUGCCACCGGGGCCCCCUGCCGGCUUAAGCAGGAGCCUGCUCGAGGACUUCCUUUUCCAUCCAGACAAAGAAAUGUAGCUAACGAAAGUGUACAGUAGGAGGCGCCAGACCCUCGCUUUUCCCUGGGAGAGCUGCUGAAAGCCUGCUGGGCACGUCGGGCGCUGUGUUUUGUCCUCUGUGUUUUGGCGAAAGGAAUUUUCUGGGAAUUCAGCAGAGUGUCCCGAGCGGGGAAUCUCCAGCAGUAAAGACCUAUCUCACUGUGCA
Elgaria multicarinata webbii is the source of this 2229-nucleotide messenger RNA. It is a transcript of the gene EYA3, whose product is annotated as EYA transcriptional coactivator and phosphatase 3. Gene Ontology annotation, biological process: positive regulation of DNA repair; negative regulation of extrinsic apoptotic signaling pathway in absence of ligand; multicellular organism development. Gene Ontology annotation, cellular component: nucleus. Gene Ontology annotation, molecular function: protein tyrosine phosphatase activity. Lineage: Eukaryota; Metazoa; Chordata; Lepidosauria; Squamata; Anguidae. The transcript has 18 exons. Bases 212 to 1936 code for a protein of 574 amino acids. The record is from RefSeq and is a predicted model, not a curated record.